Amphimedon queenslandica is the source of this 948-nucleotide messenger RNA. Its product is annotated as charged multivesicular body protein 7-like. NCBI's taxonomy places the organism in Eukaryota, Metazoa, Porifera, Demospongiae, Haplosclerida, Niphatidae. The coding region runs from base 1 to 948 and encodes 315 amino acids. The record is from RefSeq and is a predicted model, not a curated record. The transcript is spliced from 9 exons.
AUGGCGUGUGAGUUUAAUGUCCCUGAAGAAUGGAAAGACGAGGCGAGGAUGCAUUUUCUCGUCUCUGAUUUCUCUCCAAGUCAUGAGCCUACCCUCUCAGAUGAUAGAGUGAAGUUCUGGCGAGCUCUCAUUCGUUCCAGCAGUCAAGAGCUUCACAAGUGGACAUUCACCAAGAGAGAGCUCUCGCAAAGACUAGCAUGGCAUCAGUUUGAGCCAAAAUGUCUACCAAGACUUCUAGACGUACUGGAAAGAGCAGGAGAGAUAAGGAAAUUGGAUAGUUAUCGUUUUGAUGAGAUGGGAUGGACCGAAUGGAGUUUGAGAUUAAUGUCAACACCAGUGACAUGGGCAUGGAAAAUGGCGUGGCAAAAAUCUCCCGAUCAGUCAUCUCAAGAUGUAGUCUAUGUAUUAGUGCCGGCCGUAAAGUUUAAAGACCUCCUUAGAAACGUAACCAGUGCAGGAGUAAGUGAUAGGUGCUUGCAUGCUUUAGAGUUGCAACUUCUCGAGGGACAGAAGAUCAAAAGAGGUCACAUGUCAGCAGAUACAGAUGAGGUCAUAGUAAAAUUUGCUACCAGUCCAAGUGGUAAGGCAACACCAGUGAGUGAAAUUGACAUUGGAAUACUUAGUAUAAUGAGAACAAUUACUGGGAUGCAAAAGAAAAUAGACAAUGGAAAUGAAGAAAUACAAAAAUUAAAAGGCCCUUGUUCUCAUGAGAAGAAUGACAGUUAUUUCAAGAAAUCUCAGUUUGGAGGUCUAGAAAUUGAUGAAGACGAUUUGUUAAGAGAACUAGAAGAGCUUGAUGAUGUAGAGAAAGUAACCGAAAAAAUGAGAUCUUUUAAAAUUGAAGAAUGCAAACCAGUAACUCCACAAAAAGUGGUACACAAUCAAGCAGAUGAAGAGAAGAAGCCUAAGGAAAAACUGCCUAAAGCAAAACCGAUGUUAUUGACAUAA